Molecule: messenger RNA, 2499 nt
Organism: Eufriesea mexicana
Lineage: Eukaryota; Metazoa; Arthropoda; Insecta; Hymenoptera; Apidae
Product: zinc finger protein 354C
Exons: 6
Coding region: 1-2499 (832 amino acids)
Biological process (GO): regulation of gene expression
Cellular component (GO): nucleus
Source: RefSeq, a predicted model, not a curated record
AUGUCUGAGUAUGAAAGUAUGUCAUUUACUUUAAGUCCAGAAGAAAAUUGUAAGAAUGAUACAGUUCAAAUGCAAUCAAUCAAUCUUGUUUGUCCAGUGUGUGAUGCUGGAUAUAUAAAUAAAAACGAAUUUUAUGAUCAUUUACGUAUUCAUGCUGGAGAUGUAUUAUUAAAACAUGUGCAAUACUUAAAAAAAGAUACAAAUAAUGAAAUACAAACAGUGCCAAAAUAUUCUAUUCCAAAACAAACAGUUGAUGAUAAUUUUUAUGAAACUAUAUUAAGGCCUUUCAAAUGUCAGCAGUGCAGUUUAACUUUUGAUAGAGCUUCUCAAUAUGAUUAUCAUCAUCGAAGUAUACACUUAGGUGAAAAAUCACAGCUUUGUGAAAUCUGUGGUAAAGGUUUCUUUCGCAAAGCAGACUUAAGAACCCAUUUGAAUAUCCAUUUAGGCACAAAUGUUUGCAUUUGUGAAGUUUGUGGAAGGAAAUUUAAUCAUAUAUCUAAUUUGAUUAGACACUGCAGAAUGCAUGCUGGGGUAAAAUUGUAUCCAUGUUCUAUUUGUGGUAAACGUUUUACUCAAAUUAGUUCUCUUGCUCGACAUAAACGUAUUCAUGAAAGAGCAAAGGAUGAUGUUAAAUAUCAUUCACAAAAUAAUUUUAACAAUAGCAAUUUACAGAAGAAAGAUCAUGUAAUGAGUAAGAAUAAGUUUGUUGAAGGUAGUGCACUUAAUCAGCAAAAGGUUAUCAAAAGGCAACAUUAUUGUAAAAUCUGUGGUGAAAGUUUCAAUUUUAUAUUUCUCUUAAGGGAGCAUGAAAAAUUUCAUUUACAAACUUUGGAUUGCAAAAACAAUGAGGUGAGUUUUCAGAAAACUACAGAACUUAAAGAACAAACACAGCAUAUUAAUAAUUUUGACUUUCUUGAAAAUGAAAUAAAUAUGAAAAAGUCAUUACCAUUGGAAACAAUUAUCUAUAUUACUUCAGAACAGUUGAAGAAAAUCAAUCUAGAAAACAUUGAAGAUAAUAGAAAUCAUGUUUCACAAGAAAAUUUAUGUGAAACAAAAGUUUUAGCAGCUGAAGAAUUAAAUGCCUCUGAGAAGAUAGCAUUUAACAAUGAACAAAAUCAACUUGUUCAUGAUAGUCCAUUUUUAUUAUGUAAAUCUAAUAAUCCUAUAGAAAGAGAAAAUGUAGCAUAUGUUUGUCAAGUAGAUGAGAAUGUUCAUAAAAAUAAAUUAUCUGUACAAACAUGCGAAUUAGAUUUACAAAAAUCCGAAACGAUAUCGAAUUAUAAUACCUUAAUAAAUACUCCUGUGAAUGUUACCGAUAUGUUUCAAAAAAUAGAUCUCUCGGAAUCUAGUAGCAAUGAACAUCUUAAUUCGGAUCCAAAUAUACAUAAAAAUCAAGAAACUAAUUUAGUACAAAGCGAAAAAAUAUCAGAUGAUUUAAAUGACAUAAAUAAUAUUGUAAAUCACGACGAACCAAUGUUGCGUUUAGUACAAACAGAAACAGGGGAACAGUUCUAUGAAUUUUUAAUUAACAAUUUAGUUGAAAAACUACCAAAUACACUAUCCACAAAAACUUCGGAGAACAAAGAUGAAAAUACAAGUAUAAAUGAAGAAAAUCGAGAACAGAAUAUACGAGAUGAUAUACAAAAUGAUUUAAAUUACACCCAAUACGAACUACAAGGUGAAGAAAAAAAUUUUGUUGCAAAUCAGAUUUUAUUAGACACGCAAACUGAUUUCGACAAAUAUGUUGAAACAAAUUUCGAAGCAUUCGAAAGAUUAAAUUACGAUGACAGUUCCGAGCGAUUUCUUGAAUUUGUUGAAACCACAGGGCUCGAGAAUCAAAGCUCAAAAAUUUUGGAAUGCAAUAAAGAAAGUGAAGAAUUUUUACAAUUCCAAAAUUUCAGUGAGGUUGAUCCUGUACAAUCGAAUGAAAAAAAUACCAUUAACGAUAAUGAUAGUACUAAUCGAACUGUUGAAACAGAUGAAAAACAAAAACAAAAUAAAGAUGUGAUUAGUGGUAAUGAAGAAUUAGAAGAUGAACAAGAUUUAAAAAAGUCAAAAACAUUUUUAAUAAAGUUUCAAUGUACAGUAUGUGAAAAGUCAUUUUCAACUAGUUACAAUUAUAAGCAGCAUAUAGGUACUCAUUUUGCAGAUCAGCAAAAAUUUCAUUGCAAAGAUUGUAAAAUGUCUUUUGCUUGGAAAUCAACACUAAAUAAACACAUUGCAAAUAAUCAUAGACCAGAAGGUCCACAGAAGUUUGCAUGUGAUAUAUGUAAUAAAAUUUAUAAUACUUCUUCACAAGUAAAUGAACAUGUAAAACGUGAUCAUUUAAAGCAGCGAAACCAUGUUUGUUCUCAAUGCGGUAAAUCAUUUUUUAAAAAGUACGACUUGAAAAUACACAAUAGAAUUCAUACUGAUGAACGACCGUACGUUUGUCGAGCUUGUGGAAAAAGAUUUCAUCACCGAAGUCAUAUUAUCCGUCAUGAACGCAUACAUUUCUAG